Neurospora crassa OR74A is the source of this 3730-nucleotide messenger RNA. RefSeq names its product CP2 transcription factor (gene csp-2). Gene Ontology annotation, biological process: regulation of transcription by RNA polymerase II. The transcript is spliced from 3 exons. Gene Ontology annotation, cellular component: nucleus. The record is from RefSeq and is a predicted model, not a curated record. NCBI's taxonomy places the organism in Eukaryota, Fungi, Ascomycota, Sordariomycetes, Sordariales, Sordariaceae. Gene Ontology annotation, molecular function: DNA-binding transcription activator activity, RNA polymerase II-specific; RNA polymerase II cis-regulatory region sequence-specific DNA binding. Bases 665 to 3058 code for a protein of 797 amino acids.
CAGAGAGGUAUAUACAGGGCACGCUCGGCCGGCCACACACCCGCUCGCGCGCCAGCCAUGAGGCGGAGAAGAAACAAGUCGCAAUAAACUACCUCGAAGGAACCGAAAAAUUUCCCAAAGGCAUCACUUCCUUCUCCCUUCCAUUUCUCUGGCGCAUCUGCAGUGCCGUUUCUCUCUUUUGACUCUUUCCACGCAAUCUGUUUGCACUGCCUCUCGUUCUCGCAACAGAAAAGUUGGACUUCAGUUACAGCAUCUGCGACCUGCCUGACCGACACCAGCAUCUUGCGGCAGCAUCGCAUCUUUCCAGCAUCGAUACUUGCUCGCGGCACGCCCUUUGAGUCAAAGUACGAAUUUGGCUCACUGGCAGUUGGUACUGGAAACCCGCGCAGCCUGCCGUGCACUGCGUGUCUACACUAUCAGCUUGGUUACUUUACUUGACAUCGAUUCAUCGUCCGGCAGAUUCGUAUCAGUACGAUCAAUCCACGCGAGUUGACGACGACGAUCGGCAUAGCGGAGCUUUUAUACCGGAUCCGAUUCGACUCAGGUGCAGUCACUGUUCGUGUCCGGACUUACAAAUAUCUGCCCACAGCCAGCAUUCCGGUGUUCUGAAGAAAGAGGGGGCAACGAGUCUACUCGAUACGAUCAGUCGACCCGUUCAGAAACCAUGUUCAGUCAACGAACAAGUUCGCAAAAGCCCGCAGAUGAUCUGCUGGCGCACUUCAGGCAACAGUUCCCUGAAGUAGCCGCCGCCACUUCAUCCGGGGCCGCAGCACCUGCCCGAACCGCAACCACCAGUCAAGCUGGCAUCGCUGUCACAGCCGCAGAAAAAUACUUUAGGGCCCAAAGCCUUGGCCAUGACGCUUUUCGUGACCAGGACCCGACUCCCCGAGCCACAAACGAGCAGUGGAGAUUCACCCCGUCUGUGCUAGACGCGAACCAGUUCACCUUCUCGCAAUUCGCCGGCGGCCAUGGCUAUUAUACUCCUACUCCGGGUGGCACGAACACCAUCUACCAUCCCACGGCUGGAGAUCUCCAUACCCCGACGCUCGGCCUCGGAAUGGGCUUGGGCACGCCGCUGUCGAUGCCUACCGCUGACGGAUCUCUGCACCCGGGGCCAGCGCAUAUGGAAUUGGGUGGAUUCCACCAUAAUUUCCCCCCGUUCGCACACUUCAACGCUUUUAUCCAAGCUACGCCAAACCAGCCGUCCUUUGCGCCUUCGACUUUUCUUCACCAAGACUCGGGCUUUGAAACAAUGGACCAGGACGGCUCCCCCAUAGAUUCGGAUCCGGCUGAUGAAAGGAUGGGCAACAUCGACGGCAGCUUCCAACAGUCUCCCAUGAUGGGCUUCCAAGCUAGGCAAUUCGGCUUGCCCCUCCACAUGCAGCUACCGCCGUCAGCCGAAAGGUUCCGCUUUCACACAACGCUCAACGCACCCACUGCCAUGAUUAAGAACACGGACGAAAUCCCUGUCACCUACCUCAACAAGGGUCAGGCCUACUCUCUGUCCGUAGUCGAUACCGCGCCCACGCUACCCAUUGUUCCGGGGACUCGGUUUCGUACGUUUGUCAGGAUAUCGUUUGAGGAAGAAAAGCAGCGACAUAAGCCCGGCAUGUGCUGGAGUUUGUGGAAAGAAGGCCGCGGCACCAAUGAAGCACACCAGAGAGGAGGAAAACUGCAAGCCGUUGAAUUUGUCGAGGCUACCCAGCCAGCAGAGGGUGACGACAAGAGGACGCGCAUCGAGCUGGAGAGCGCUUCGUUUGACGGUUUCUCAGUCAUCUGGACCCCCGGUAUCAACGGUUCGGUCGAAUGCAAUAUCGCCGUCCGCUUCAACUUCCUCUCCACUGACUUCAGCCAUUCCAAGGGUGUCAAGGGUAUUCCUGUGAGGCUCUGCGCCAAGACUCAACCCUAUCUCCCGAAUUCCCCUCAGUCACCAAACACCAGCGACGGAGCCGAGAUUUGCUAUUGCAUGGUCAAGUUGUUCCGCGAUCACGGCGCUGAGCGCAAGCUGUCCAAUGACGUUGCCCACGUGCGAAAAAAUAUUGAGAAAAUAAAACAGCUGAUGCAGCAAGCCGAGAGUGGGAUCAAGGAUUUUGGCAAGAGGAAGAGAUCAGGGGUAGCGCAGAUGAAGACUCAAAGCAGCCAACGCGCUGGAAAGAUUCAAAAACACAAGCGGACGUGGUCCAUGUCAUCCGCUAGUUCCGCUGGAGGAAACCCUCGUGUGCAACUCGAAGAGGACCUCACCAUGAAGCUACAAAAUGCGCAGGACAUGUUUACCAGCACUCGUCCGGUAAGCGUCCUAUACCUCCGUGGUGACGAACUGGACGACCCCGACCUGCAUCCUGUUGCUCUUCCUAAAGAGUCCCUUGACCCUACCAAGCUGGAGUCCCAGGAAAGUAACGCUUGGCCUAGCGAGCGAGGCUCUGUUGCCGGAUCCUCUCUUGUUUCGCCAUCUCCAAGCUCGCUUUCGCUUGCUUCCCAGAUGUCCGUCAGCGGAUCGAAACCAAACUGGCCAGAGCUUUCCAGGUUCAACUCGAGCGAUGCUUCCAAGGGACUGUCCGGCCCGCCAAGUAGAGUUAAGAGGAUCACGGGUGAUAAUGGAAAUUUGACGGGCUGGAUUGAGUCCUUGGAUGUCGACGCGUCUUAUCGCCCUCCCCCAGAAAGGGCAAUCAAGCCCGUUGCUUGUUUUUAUGUGGCCCGUGCAGAUCCCGAAAACUCACAUGGCCCGGAAAUCUAUCGUGCGAUCUACCUGAUGCAACGAAGCCUGCACGAGUUCGUUACGCGUAUUGCGCAGAAAUGGAACCUGGACCCGAGCAGCAUCGUCCGUGUCACUCACUAUCUCCACCGCGGACUCGAGGUAGCAAUGGACGAUGACGUUAUCCAGGAGCUUCAGGAAGGCCAGGACAUGAAGCUCGAGAUCCGCGAAGUCAAUGGCAACAACAACUCUGGCGUUAAGCGAGAAUGGGAGAUGGCUGUCGAUGGCCCUGAGGCUGAGCUAGCAUCUCCAGCAACGACCAACAACAGCUCGCAGACAGCAUAUGAACUGCGACUGCUCUACUAAGAUAUGGAUUAUAAGCCCUUGGAAGGAAGCGUCAAACAUCUUCCAGGGUUUGUCUGUUCCACUGGGGGUCUUGCUUGUCACUGGACGACCAAUAACAACCAUUACAUAUGGUAUACGACUAUCACAUAGGAUACAAAUGACGUUAUGGGAAACAAGGCAAACAAACAUGGGAUUGACUUCUAUGGGUUCGGGAAUGACAGGUCUAUGCAAGGCUGGGGUCGGGUUUUGUCUGUCUGUUUGUCUUGUCUGGGUGGGGUUUUGGGGCGCCAACGACAAAGGAAAGCGGCAUGGGCACAUGCGUAGACACCAUGUCGGUGGGAAGGGUAUCUUGCUACGUUGCUGCUAUUUGGCGUUGAUACGUGAUGGUUUUUUUAUUCUUUUCCCUAUUCUCCUCUUUCCUUCCUGUUCGAGAUACCAUUAUACCUACGGGCACAGUUCCUCUUUCGCUUCCAUGUUCGCUUCUUCUUUUCUGUAUAACUAGCCUGGCAAGCAAACAGAGCCAGGGGUGACAGACUGACGGGGCUUACAGGGCGAAUUGAUAGAGCGGCCUGGGGAGCAGUUCAACACCCUUAGUACUUGUGUUUUUCAUUUCUUUGGGUAUUUCUAAACCAUUACCCUUCUUCCACCAUUGAACGGCGAAAUACACACUUCCUGAAUAUCUCGUAUUAUGAU